AUUAGUGCCGCAAUGGUUGACUGACGGUUCAGUUUACAAUGUUAAUUACUUGUCCGUUUACUUGUUAGUGCGACAAGUAUAUUCUAUGUUUGGAGAUCGUCAGCUGUCUGUCAUUAGUCCAGCUACCAGGGAUAAGGAAGUCUUCAAAUGGAUCCCCUGCAGGGUACUUUAAUUUUCUAUUCAUGAAACUGAAUGUCAUGACUUUUCUUAAUCUAAUUCCUUUUUUAGCCAGGGGAAAUCAAGGAUGAAAACUCAGAAAUUGUUGACGUUAUUAGUUGGGUAGUGUCUGAUGUCAAAGAAAUGUCCGAAAAUCCAGCACUGGUUGAGCUUCUCAAGGAAACGGACAGGAGCUCCUAUGAUGAUGUAUCGAAACUUUGUGAUGUGUACAAUAAAGCUAUCAUAGAUCUUUGGGACAUGUGGAUUGAGGAAAAUACUGUCCCUGAAUUUUUCAACCGAAAAGCUUCCCGUGGUCAUGUUCAGUUCAUUCUUCUUCAAUGUUAUAAUCGAGCUGUAUCAGAUCCGGAUAAACUGAAUCAAUAUCCACCUUUUUCGCCUCAAGUGUAUGGGGAGACUUCCUUCGAACUUAUUUCACAGAUGAUCGACACGAUCGCAGUUACUAGUGACGACGUAUUUAUCGAUCUUGGGAGUGGUGUUGGUCAGGUUGUCCUUCAAGUAUGUGCCUCUACUGAUGCGAAAUUUUGUUACGGAAUUGAAAAGGCUGAAUAUCCCGCUAAUUGCGCAUCGCGUCUUGACUCAACUUUCCGUCACUGGAUGAGCUUUUACGGAAAGUCUUAUCGACCCUACACGUUGGAACGCGGAGAUUUUCUAUCAGCGGAGUACCAAGAGAAAAUAACAAAUGCUGGCGUCCUUUUUGCAAACAACUUUGCCUUUGGUCCAGAGGUGGAUCACCAGCUAAAGCAAAGGUUUGCUAACCUUAAAGAAGGUGCUCGGAUAAUCUCUUCAAAGGCUUUCUGUCCUUUAAAUUUCCGAAUCACUGAUAGGAAUCUCGGAGAUAUUGGAUCAAUCAUGCGUGUGAGCUGUUUAAACCCAAUCCAAGAUGCAGUUUCAUGGACUGACAAACCAUUUAGCUAUUAUGUUCAUACAAUUGAUCGUUCGCUGUUGGAACAAUACUUUGCUCGUUUAAAAAAUCCGAAAUCUAAAAAUGAAAAUCGAACCGUUCGUCGCGAUCGUAAGGGUCGUGUAAUUUCUGAGGCAACUAUGCGAGAAGGUUCAAUCCAGUUAACACUAAAUGCUAGCGAUAACAAUCAACAUAACACAAAUGGUAACGUCAGUCAUAAAGCUAAGAGGUCAUCAACUAUCAUAAAACAUCGUUCGAGUACUUCCCGGUGCUUACCAAAUAGGUCAGCAUCUCUACCUGAAGUAACAGCUAGUUCUCCUUCAGAGUUGAUCUCUGUUAAAGGAAGAAAGCUGAGUUCACAAAAUUAUUUAUCAAAGAAUGAAACUAUUAGUCGCCAAAUCACUAAUGGAUCCAUGGUUGUGCAUAAAGUAAAACAAUGUGAAUCACCACAUUUACAAUCAGAACUUAAGCGUUCUCAUGUUCACCAUAAAGACAAUCAGUCACCUCUUGAUAUCUUCACACUAUCUAAGGAUACUAGUAAUGCAGGUCUAGUUGAAUCUCAUGUUGACACACAACUAGCGUCAUUAACUUCAGGUGGACCGAUAGCCUGUGGUAAUAAUGAAGACGGGAAACAGUUUCGUAAAGUUAUUCGACAUUUGUUAGAUGAUCCUUGCGAAUCUCACUCAUUAUCAAAGUCAGAUAAUAUCAAACAGAGUGUACGUCGUAAAAGCAAAACAAUUGAAAAUGAUAACAAGUUAACAUUUAAUUAUCCAAUUAUUGAUGAUUACCUAAGUUUACAUUCAUCAUCAUGUCACGAUCAGCGCGAUAGUCGAAAUUCUUCGUCAUCACCGUAUGUUUCUUCAUUAUCGUCGGCUAAUCGAUCUCCGAAUUCUCAAAUUGACGAAAUCACUUCUUUGAAUAGCUUGACAAAACGUUCUGAUCUGGAAUUAAAAUCAGUUCAAUCACCUGAUCUUUCUAUUUUCCCAGAAAAUAAACUAGAUAAGGGACGUUAUACUUGGAGAAUUAGAGUCCCUAACAGUAGUGUGCCUUCAACACUCAAAUUUCAAAAAGCUGUGAUUUUAUCUUGGAUAUUCGACUUAUUAUUCGGACUUGAAUUGUCAUAUUGUUGUGGAGUUCUGUAA
Schistosoma intercalatum is the source of this 2220-nucleotide messenger RNA. Lineage: Eukaryota; Metazoa; Platyhelminthes; Trematoda; Strigeidida; Schistosomatidae. The record is from the annotation of a GenBank genome assembly.